GACGGGGUUUCACCGCAUUAGCCAGGAUGGCCUCGAUCUCCUGACCUCGUGAUCCGCCCGCCUCGGCCUCCCAAAGUGCUGGGAUUACAGGCGUGAGCCACCGCGCCCGGCCUAAUUUUCUGUAUAGCACUGUCAAAGUGUUUUCAGGCCAGGUGUGGUGGUUCAGGCCUGUAAUACAACACUUUUGGAAGGAUGAGACAGGAGGAUCCCUUGAAGCCAAGAGUUUGAGACCAGCCUAGGCAACACAGCAAGACCCCUGUCUCCACAAAAAAUUUAAAAAUUAGCUGGAUGUGGUGGCUUACAUCUGUAGUCCCAGCUACUUGGGAGGCUGAGGUGGGAGGAUCCCUUGAGCCCAGGAGGUCAAGGCUGCAGUGAGCCAAGAUCACACCAUUGUACUCCAGCCUGGGCAACAAGAGCAAAAACUCCAUUUCAAAAAAAUAAAUAAAUAAAUAAAUAAUCUAAAAAAGUGUUUUCAAUAAUAAUGCAUUUAUUUUGAUUACCUUGUUGGCUGUCCUCUACUCGUGUGCCUGCCCCACUCCAUUCCCCUUUCUAGAGUCAGUUCACAUAACUCCUCUUCCAGGAAGCCCUCUUUGACUCCCAGGCUUGGUCAGGUGUCUUCUCUGGGUUUCCCCAGGGGCUUCCUUCCUCUCAAUUCUGAUGCUGCCUGUGCUAAGUAUUUGUCUCCAUAUCUGUCCUGAGAACCUUGGAGCCAGGGCCCGGGGCUGUUUUUGCAUGGGCCUAUCACCUCCUCCAGGAAGCCCUCCUUGGCCCUCUCUCAGGCUGGAUGGGAAAGCUAUCUGGGAUCCCAUCAUGCCCAGGUUUUCUAGCGAUCCAGCCUCUGAUCCCUCAGCUUGGCCUUCCCCAUCACAGCUUUCAUCACUUUGUGCUAAACUUCCGCUAUCACUACUCUGGGCCGUUCCUGUUUGGUGACUCAGGGACCAGUCUGGCAUGGCCACCGCUGGGUCCCCAGCAUUAAGCCCUGGAGCAUGAGCCCAGUGAACUUUGAAUUCAGGAAGGAAUUCACAGGAAAGCUGCGGCGAGGCGGGCAGAAAACCACAGGCUUCCAAGAAACGCGUGUCUGCCGCCCCCUCCUCCCACCCUGAGGCCAGUCCAAGAGCGAAGGCCCUCCUCGGAUGUCGUCACCAAGCCCAAGGGAAGGGUGGCAGGUGCUCAGCGGGCAGGCGCCCCGCCCCGCCAGGUUCUGUUGGGGGCGGGGCCCGCACAAGCCCCGCCUCUUCCCCGGCACCAGGGGCGGGCCCAGGUGCGCCCAGGGCGGGGGAGCGGCCGCGCAGGUACCUGCCCUUUGCGCCUGCGCCCAGCUCGCCCUGCCUAGCUAGGUGCGCCCCGCCCCCUGUCUGCUCGGCCACCUUCGGGAGCCGCUUCCAAUAGGCGUUGGCCAUUGGCUCUGGCGACCUCCGCGCGUUGGGAGGUGUAGCGGGGCUCUGAACGCGCGGAGGGCCGUUGAGUGUCGCAGGCGGCGAGGGCGCGAGUGAGGAGCAGACCCAGGCAUCGCGUGCCGAGAAGGCCGGGCGUCCCCACACCGAAGGUCCGGAAAGGCGACUUCCGGGGGCUUGGGCACCUGGCGUACCCUCCCCGAGCGUCCGCACCUGAACGCGAGGCGCUCCAGUGCGCGUGCGCGGCGAGGGGCUUCCCGCACCUGAUCGCGAGACCCCAACGGCUGGUGGCUGGUGGCGUCGCCUGCGCGUCUCGGCGGAGCUGGCCAUGGCGCAGCUGUGCGGGCUGAGGCGGAGUCGGGCGAUUCUCGCCCUGCUGGGAUCGCUGCUCCUCUCUGGGGUCCUGGCGGCCGACCGAGAACGCAGCAUCCACGACUUCUGUCUGGUGUCGAAGGUGGUGGGCAGAUGCCGGGCCUCCAUGCCUAGGUGGUGGUACAAUGUCACUGAUGGAUCCUGCCAGCUGUUUGUGUAUGGGGGCUGUGACGGAAACAGCAAUAAUUACCUGACCAAGGAGGAGUGCCUCAAGAAAUGUGCCACUGUCACAGAGAAUGCCACGGGUGACCUGGCCACCAAUAGGAAUGCAGCAGAUUCCUCUGUCCCAAGUGCUCCCAGAAGGCAGGAUUCUGAAGACCACUCCAGCGAUAUGUUCAACUAUGAAGAAUACUGUGCUGCCAAGGCAGUCACUGGGCCUUGCCGUGCAUCCUUCCCACGCUGGUACUUUGAUGUGGAGAGGAACUCCUGCAAUAACUUCAUCUAUGGAGGCUGCCGGGGCAAUAAGAACAGCUACCGCUCCGAGGAGGCCUGCAUGCUCCGCUGCUUCCGCCAGCAGGAGAAUCCUCCUCUGCCCCUUGGCUCAAAGGUGGUGGUUCUGGCGGGGCUGUUCGUGAUGGUGUUGAUCCUCUUCCUGGGAGCCUCCAUGGUCUACCUGAUCCGGGUGGCACGGAGGAACCAGGAGCGUGCCCUGCGCACCAUCUGGAGCUCCGGAGACGACAAGGAGCAGCUGGUGAAGAACACAUAUGUCCUGUGACUGCCCUGUCGCCAAGAGGACUGGGGAAGGGAGGGGAGACUAUGUGCGAGCUUUUUUUAAAUACAGCGAUUGACUUGGAUUUGUGUGAUCAUUAGGGCUGAGGUCUGUUUCUCUGGGAGGUAGGACGGCUGCUUCCUGGUCUGGCGGGGGUGGGUUUGCUUUGGAAAUCCUCUAGGAGGCUCCUCCUGGCAUGGCCCGCGGUCUGGCAGCAGCGCCGAGUGUCCUUGCUGAUCGAUUUAUUUUCUCCAGGUAGAGUUGUCUUUGCUUAUGUUGAAUUCCAUUGCCUCUUUCCUCAUCACAAGUGAUGUUAGAAUCGUUUCUUUUGUUAGUCUGAUUUAUGGGUUUUUUUUUUUUUUAAGUAUAAACAAAACUUUUGUAUUAGCAUUCUGAAAGAAGGAAAGUAAAAUGUACAAGUUUAAUAAAAAGGGGCCUUCCCCUUUAAAAUUUCA
Molecule: messenger RNA, 2930 nt
Organism: Symphalangus syndactylus (siamang)
Lineage: Eukaryota; Metazoa; Chordata; Mammalia; Primates; Hylobatidae
Gene: SPINT2
Product: serine peptidase inhibitor, Kunitz type 2
Molecular function (GO): serine-type endopeptidase inhibitor activity
Source: RefSeq, a predicted model, not a curated record